Messenger RNA from Neopelma chrysocephalum (saffron-crested tyrant-manakin), 318 nucleotides. RefSeq names its product gastrin/cholecystokinin-like peptide. Gene Ontology annotation, cellular component: extracellular region. The coding region runs from base 1 to 318 and encodes 105 amino acids. The transcript is spliced from 2 exons. The record is from RefSeq and is a predicted model, not a curated record. NCBI's taxonomy places the organism in Eukaryota, Metazoa, Chordata, Aves, Passeriformes, Pipridae. Gene Ontology annotation, molecular function: hormone activity.
AUGAAGGUGACGCUGAGCUUCGGCCUCAUCCUCACCAUCGCCGUGACCUCCUGCCUGUGCUGGCCCGCGGCACCGGGCGCUGUGGGGGACCCCCACCAGCACCCCCCCAGCCUGGUGCGGCGCGACUGGCCCGAGUACCUGUCCCAGGAGCAGCAGCACCUCCUGUCCCGGUUCCUGCCCCACGCCCUCACAGAGCUGAACAACCACAAGGGCUUCGUGCACGAGGACGAGGGGAUGGAGGCCCUGCACGAGCACUACUACCCCGACUGGAUGGACUUCGGCCGCCGCAGCGCCGAGGAUGCGGCCGAUACCGCGUAG